Molecule: messenger RNA, 1653 nt
Organism: Phaeoacremonium minimum UCRPA7
Lineage: Eukaryota; Fungi; Ascomycota; Sordariomycetes; Togniniales; Togniniaceae
Product: putative atp-dependent rna helicase dbp8 protein
Exons: 2
Coding region: 1-1653 (550 amino acids)
Molecular function (GO): ATP binding; RNA helicase activity; nucleic acid binding
Source: RefSeq, a predicted model, not a curated record
AUGCCCUCCUCGACCGUCAAGCGCGUGCCGCGCAGAGCCUCUGGGGUCGCCGCGUCUGAGGCUUCUUCUUCGGGCAAUGAGUCCGAUGCACAGACUUCAUCGUCGCCAUCUGUGUCUGAAGACGAUGCAGACUCACAAGAUAGUGGUUCCGAGUCAGACCACCUCGACAGCGUCGAGUCGCGGAAGAGGCGCAAAGUCGCACCUGCUGCCAAAGAGGACGAUGAGCCAGCGGUGUCCAUUGUGAACGUCCCCUCACGUAUCAAGCGGAGGGCUGAGCACAAGCCCGAGCCCAGACCAGAGCCUCAGCAUGUCAAAGAGCCCCUUCAGACGGUUCUUGCCCUUACAGACCCGAACACGACUUUUGAGUCUCUCAAUGUUCGGCCAUGGCUGGUGCAGUCGCUGGCCAACAUGGCUAUCAGGAGACCUACGGGUAUCCAGAAAGGCUGUAUCCCAGAAAUUCUAAAAGGGAGGAAUUGUAUCGGUGGGAGCAGGACAGGUUCAGGAAAGACGAUGGCUUUUGCUGUACCUAUAUUACAGAAAUGGGCAGAAGAUCCAUCUGCAAUCUUUGCUGUCGUUCUUACCCCUACGCGUGAACUGGCCCUCCAGAUGUUCGAGCAAUUCAAGGCCAUAUCAUCACCGCAAACUCUGAAGGCGGUUCUUGUGACAGGAGGUGCUGAUAUGCGGCCGCAAGCCAUCGCGCUGGCUCAGCGUCCUCACGUUGUCAUUGCUACCCCUGGCCGGCUGGCAGAUCACAUCCGCACUUCAGGGGAAGACACCAUUUGCGGUCUGAGGAGAGUCCGCUUCGUUGUGCUCGAUGAGGCAGAUCGUCUGCUGUCUGCUGCCGGUCCUGGAAGCAUGCUCCCGGAUGUUGAAGAGUGUCUGGGUGUCUUACCACCGCCUGCGCAGAGGCAGACGCUGCUCUUCACCGCAACAAUCACGCCAGAGGUCCGAGCUCUCAAGAACAUGCCGCCCAAACCGGGCAAGGAGCCCGUGUUUGUGUGCGAAGUCGAUACUCAGGUGAUGGCCAUUCCCGCCAGCCUUCACCAGACCUUCAUCCAGGUCCAGGUGACGCACCGGGAGCACUACCUCCACGUCUUCCUUCUGACCGAGGCCAACGCGGACAAGUCGGUCAUCAUCUUCUGCAACCGCACCGACACCGCCAACUACCUGCACCACCUGCUGAUGCUGCUCGAGCACCGCGUCACAGCGCUGCACUCGAAGCUGCCCCAGCGCCAGCGCAUCGACAACCUCGGCCGUUUCCGGGCAGCCGCCGCGCGCAUCCUCGUCGCGACCGACGUCGCAGCGCGUGGUCUCGACAUCCCGGAGGUGAGCCUCGUGAUCAACUACGACAUCCCGCGCGAUCCGGACGACUACAUCCACCGGGUCGGCCGUACCGCGCGAGCCGGGCGCAAGGGCGACGCAGUCACGUUCGUGGGCCAGCGGGACGUGGAGCUGGUGCUGGCCAUCGAGGAGCGGGUCGGCCGGCCGCUGGAGCCCUGGCGGGAGGCGGGCGUCAACCUGGAGACGAGGGUCAUGAGGGACGCGCUCAAGAUCGUCGGCGAGAAGAAGCGAGAGGCCCUAUUGGACAUCGAGGAGCGCCGGGAAGCGGGCGGCAAGAGGAAAAGAGGGCAUCAGGCCCUUCGGGCGGCAUGA